AUGGAUCUGGAUAUUGAGAUGGGCGAUGCCGUCGAAGGUAGCCACGACGCUUUAGUCGCGCAUGAUCCCGUGGCAGAUGAUAUUCUGCAACCCGACGAGGUGGACGAGCCCGGCGAAAUCGCGGACGACGAGCCAAAGCCCGACGAAGACGCUACUAUUGUACCGAACAAGAUCAACAUAAGUGGUGUUGAUUCGCUACACACAGACGACAUCAAGGCGUAUGUCAAAUCCCACUUCGCUCCUGUUGACAGAGUCGAAUGGGUUGAUGACACGUCCGCAAACUUGGUGUUCGGGUCCGAUUCGACCGCUCGCGACGCCUUGGUCGCGCUCAGCUCUAUUGAAAUUGCCGACGCCACAGCUCUUCCUAUAGGCGAAGCGCUGCCUGCAAAACCGGUCGAAGGAAGGUCAGAGAUCACCAUUCACGUCAGGUUUGCGGUAGCCCGCGACAGGAAGCAGGCUGGUGCAGCGCUCCGUAGCCGUUACUAUCUUCUUCACCCAGAGCACGAUCCUGAAGAGCGCCGUCGGCGCCAGCGUGACUCUCGCUCCCGCUAUCGAGACCGGGAUAGUGGAUACCGAAGAGGCAGUGGCCAUCGCCGUCGCGACUCGGAUGAAGAGGUGGAAACAUUCGAGGCGAGCAUGUACGAUGAUGCGCCACGCCAAGCAACAAGGAGACGUUCUCAAUCGCGAGACAGACAAGAUUCAUACGCGAGAGAAAAUCGUGGCAAGGAGCUAUUCGCUGAUAGAGCCUCGCGCCGUGAUCGCUCUGCCUCUCCUCUGCGUGAUGACGACGGUGAUGCCGCCAUGGAUAGUAUACAAGGCUCGUCUCGCAACAAGGAGUCCGCGCGGGCCGUCAAGGAGCGACUUCGCACAGGAAACAGAUCCAAAGAACUAUUCCCUUCCAAAGCCGGUUCCGGAAGUGGCCAACUCGAUAGAUUGGAGGAUGCCAUUGGUUCCGCUCAUCUUCGGGAGGAAGACAUGCCCAAGGUUGUUUCUGUGCCCGUGGGUUCCACGGGCGGGGGUUUCAACAUAAGAGGUGCGGCAAAUCAGACUAGCCAACCAAGCAGAGGAUUUAAUAUCAAAGGCUCUGCAAAUGCCCGCGAGCUGUUCCCUGGCAAGCUGGGCAAUGACAAUGCGGGCAAGGAGUUGUUUGAUGGGAGCAGGACGAAACAGAGACAGAAGGCUCAAGACCUUUUUGGCUAA
Molecule: messenger RNA, 1200 nt
Organism: Beauveria bassiana ARSEF 2860
Lineage: Eukaryota; Fungi; Ascomycota; Sordariomycetes; Hypocreales; Cordycipitaceae
Exons: 2
Coding region: 1-1200 (399 amino acids)
Cellular component (GO): cytosol; nucleus
Molecular function (GO): RNA 7-methylguanosine cap binding; mRNA binding
Source: RefSeq, a predicted model, not a curated record